This is a messenger RNA of Pollicipes pollicipes, 828 nucleotides long. Its product is annotated as protein LTV1 homolog. The coding region runs from base 205 to 828 and encodes 207 amino acids. Gene Ontology annotation, biological process: ribosomal small subunit export from nucleus; ribosomal small subunit biogenesis. Gene Ontology annotation, cellular component: cytosol; preribosome, small subunit precursor; nucleus. NCBI's taxonomy places the organism in Eukaryota, Metazoa, Arthropoda, Thecostraca, Pollicipedomorpha, Pollicipedidae. The record is from RefSeq and is a predicted model, not a curated record. The transcript has 2 exons.
UAUGUGAGUGGGUGGAUGGAUGGCAGUGGAUUGUGUUGAGGCGUUGGAUAUCAUUCUAGCUGUAACUGGGAGUAUCAGUAUUAUUUUAUGGUGAAAUAACCUAAUUUUCUCCAGCCAUACAGACUCGUCUGAUCCAGAUAUAAGUGGGAGUUUGAAGGAGCACACUGUUUCUGCGAACAUCGGGAUUGGUUUGCCGAUAGCAUCAUGAGUCGCAAACGGUUCAUAGACAAGAAUAAAUCGGUAUCAUUUCACCUACUUCACCGGUCCCAAAGAGAUCCUCUGGCAGCAGACGAGUCAGCCCCCGCAGAGGGUUCUCGCGGAUGGUCGAAGAUUCCAAAGGCGAUGCGGGGUCUGUCAAGGAGAGAACUUAAUGCUAAGUACGGCAUAUACUUUGAUGACGAUUACAACUAUCUCCAGCAUAUGAAGGAUGCCAAAAAGCAAGAUGUCGUUUGGGUGGAGUCCGUGGCCGCCGCCAAGAAAGGGGCAAGCGCCCCCACGCAUCUCCUCAGGAUGAGUUGUCGGAGGGCGGGCCCGUCCCUGCAGCUACCAUCGUCACUCUUCGCUUCGAAUGUGGAGGAGAAGGUCGGUCUGCUGAACAAAGCAGCGCCGGAUCACAGCCCUCCCGACGAAAUUGAGUCCGAGUUGAAUGAGAUCAUGGAUGAUGGUUACGCGCACGACCCCCAAAAUGAAUUAGAGGACAAUUUCUUCGAGUUAGCGGGUGGCCUGGCGACUGACAGUGAAAGCGACGACGAGAUUGAGGUGGAAUGGAUGAUGAGGAUGGGGAUUUUGAUUCUGAUCAGUUCGACGAAGAAGCCGUCCACGAUCUAA